AUGGCUCCCGUAGCAUACUGGGCCAGGGAUGUUAUCUUCCUCCCUAGAUAUACCCAUGCCACGGCAUUGACGGAAGAGGAGCUUGUGGUAGAGAAGAAACUGCGCCGGAAGCUCGAUCUAAUGAUUAUGCCACUUAUGAUUUGGACCUACUUGAUGAACUACAUUGACCGAAAUAACUAUGCUGCGGCGCGUCUCCAGGGCCUCGAGGAGGAUCUGAAACUAACGGAUACACAAUGUCAGUUAUAG
Messenger RNA from Parascedosporium putredinis, 246 nucleotides. The record is from the annotation of a GenBank genome assembly. NCBI's taxonomy places the organism in Eukaryota, Fungi, Ascomycota, Sordariomycetes, Microascales, Microascaceae.